AUGUCCGACUUCGACCCUCACAAUGUCGACCUCGACACCAUAGACCCCGUCCAAAUCACCUGCUACCUCAACAGCGGAGGCAACGAAUACGAUGGCCGCCUCGGCGCCCGCAUCUCCGCCAUCUUCGUCAUCCUAGUCGUCUCCUCGGCGGCAACAUUCUUCCCGGUGCUCGCCAAAAGGGCCCCCCGUCUCCGCAUCCCACUCUACGUCUACCUCUUCGCCAAAUACUUCGGUGCGGGAGUCAUCGUCGCAACAGCAUUCAUUCACCUGCUCGAUCCCGCUUACGAUGAAAUCGGCCCGGCCUCCUGCGUAGGCAUGACAGGCCACUGGGCCGAUUACUCCUGGUGUCCCGCCAUAGUCCUCACAUCCCUAAUGAUGGUCUUCCUACUUGAUUUCGGUGCGGAGCGCUACGUCGAGAAGAAAUACGGUCUAUGCCGUGAUGACCCCGAACCGAUCAUGGCGUCUGGAGUGGAAGUUAACCAGCUCGGUCUGCGGCGAUCAAACUCCAACUCUCAUUCACAGUCUACUUCCGCACUUGAUGCAAAGGAUAAACACGCUAAAGAAGUCGAAUCCCAAUCUAUGGAUGAGGGCGCAAUGGAACGUUCAUUCCGCCAACAAAUUGCCGCCUUCCUCAUCCUCGAAUUCGGCGUUAUCUUCCACUCGGUAAUCAUCGGACUGAACCUCGGUGUAGCCGGCGACGAAUUCGCAACUCUAUACCCAGUCCUAGUCUUCCACCAAUCCUUCGAGGGACUCGGUAUCGGUGCACGGAUGAGUUCUAUUCCCUUCCGGAAGGGCUCCUGGUUACCCUGGGCGUUGUGCACGGCGUACGGGUUGACGACGCCGAUCUCCAUCGCGAUUGGACUGGGUGUGCGGACGACGUAUAACCCCGGCUCGUUUACGGCGAAUGUGGUUUCGGGUGUGCUGGAUGCUAUUUCGGCGGGGAUUUUGAUUUAUACCGGUCUUGUGGAGUUGUUGGCGAGGGAUUUCUUGUUUGAUCCGCAUCGGACGAGGGAUGAUAAGAGGCUUGCUUUUAUGGUUUGUUCUUUGUUGUUGGGGGCGGGGAUUAUGGCGCUGCUGGGCAAGUGGGCGUAG
Penicillium subrubescens is the source of this 1092-nucleotide messenger RNA. RefSeq lists its product as uncharacterized. The record is from RefSeq and is a predicted model, not a curated record. NCBI's taxonomy places the organism in Eukaryota, Fungi, Ascomycota, Eurotiomycetes, Eurotiales, Aspergillaceae. Gene Ontology annotation, cellular component: plasma membrane. The coding region runs from base 1 to 1092 and encodes 363 amino acids. Gene Ontology annotation, molecular function: high-affinity zinc transmembrane transporter activity. Gene Ontology annotation, biological process: zinc ion import across plasma membrane. The transcript has a single exon.